UUGAAUACUUUGCCUUCAAAUUUUAUUGCGUUAUCAUUGAACAAAAAAAAAAAAAUUUAAUGUUCAAUAAAAUUAAGUCAAUUCAUUAUAUAUCGAUUUUAAUGAAAGUCAUUGAUUAUUGAGCAUAGAGUAUAGAGCGGUGACAGUAAAAUUUUGAAGGCUUCGCCAGUAGUUCUCAAGAAACUUUAGAACACAUUCGGAGAUCUUUGAAGGCGCCUACUAUGAUUUGUGAGGGAACACAUUUUGAUUGGCAAAUUCCGCAUACGUUUGUUGUGUUUGGAGCUUCUGGAGAUUUGGCUAAAAAGAAAAUCUAUCCCACCUUGUGGUGUUUAUACCGCGACAAUCUUUUACCGCAGCCAACUAAGUUCUGUGGCUAUUCACGCUCCAAUUUAAAUACGACCAUUGUAAGAGCUGCUUGCACAAAGUACAUGAAGAUUGAGCCUCGUGAUCAAGAACGUUUUGAAGAAUUCUGGAAACUGCAUGAAUAUGUUUCGGGUCAUUAUGAUGGUCAUAAGGAUUUCGAAUUACUGCAACAAACACUUAUUAAUUUAGAAAAUAAGGCGAUAGCGAAUAGAAUAUUUUAUUUGGCCUUGCCGCCGUCGGUUUACAAAACGGUAACUAGAUAUAUCAAAGGAAUUUGUUUGUCGAUAAGGGGAUGGAAUCGUAUUAUUUUAGAAAAACCAUUUGGACACGAUUUUGAUUCAUCGCAGCUAUUGAGCGAUCAUUUAGAUUCUUUAUUCAAAGAAGAGCAAAUUUAUCGUAUCGAUCACUAUCUGGGUAAGGAAAUGGUGCAAAAUCUGAUGACCAUUAGAUUUGCUAAUAAAAUUUUGGGAUCUACUUGGAACCGCGAAAAUAUUGCCUCCGUUGUGAUAACAUUCAAAGAGCCUUUUGGUACUGAAGGACGAGGCGGUUACUUUGAUCAAUUCGGUAUUAUACGCGAUGUCAUGCAAAAUCAUUUAUUACAAAUUUUGAGCUUAGUGGCCAUGGAGAAGCCAGUAACCUGCCACCCCGAUGAUAUACGAAAUGAGAAAGUAAAAGUUUUAAAAUGCAUACCCGCCUUGACACGCGACGAUAUGGUUUUAGGCCAAUAUGUAGAUUGUCUUGAAAGUGAGUGCGAUCAGCAUAAAGGUUAUUUGAAGGAUCCAACCGUUCCAACCGGUUCCUUAACGCCUACUUAUGCGUUGGCUAUUUUAAAAAUUAAUAAUGAACGCUGGCAAGAUGUGCCGUUUGUAUUGCGCUGCGGCAAAGCGUUAAAUGAACGUAAAGCAGAGAUACGUAUACAGUACCAGGACGUGUCGGGUGAUAUUUUCGAAGGCAAUUCAAAACGUAACGAAUUAGUGAUACGAGUACAACCAGGGGAAGCUUUGUACAUUAAAAUGAUGACUAAGAGUGUGGGCAUUGCUUUCGAUAUAGAAGAAACUGAAUUGGACUUAACCUACGAGCAUCGCUAUAAAGGUUCAUACCUGCCAGAUGCCUACGAGCGUUUAAUUCUAGACGUUUUCAUUGGUUCACAAAUGCACUUUGUACGUAAUGACGAGUUGCGUGAAGCCUGGCGAAUUUUUACUCCUAUUUUACAUGAAAUAGAAAGAGAAUGCGUUAUCCCCAUACCAUAUCCGUACGGUUCGAGAGGACCGGUUGAAGCAGACCUUAAACUACUUGAAAACAAUUUCAAAUAUUAUGGCUCUUAUAAGUGGCACGGCGGAGACAAUAUGUAAAGGAGAAUAGAGGAAUUACAUAAUAUAAAGGCCUUUUCUUUGCGUACUUAAUAAUUUUAUGGGCUGUUUGCUCCUAGGACAGUACUUCUUUUUCAACUUUUUUCAACGAGGGUGAAGUGUAGAAAGUUUAUAUUAUAACCUAACUGAUGGUAAUACCUUUUAUAUUCAUCAUCAAAGUAUCGGUUGAUUUGCAACUCUAUCCAUCCGUUCGUCCAUAUAUCCAUUCAUUGCAAAAGUUUUGCGAUAGUCAAGGUAAAGACAGAAAGUUAGUGUUAGUUGAUUGAAUUGCAAAAUGGACGUGAUGCUACAACUAUGCCAAGACAAUGCAAAUAGUUUGAAUAUUGGUCUUCAACUCCCUACAAGCAUCUAUGCAGAUAAAACACUGCCACUUAUUUUUCUUAGAGAGAUAUCGUGCUAAAAUCCCACACAAAUAUUCAAAAGAGCCAAUUAAAAGAACAGUGUAUAAGUCUUCUCUGUUAAUCAACUAACCUUCCUAUAUUUACAUCCGCCGCAAGGCGGAUAUAACUUUCUUGUUCAUAUAUAAACAUUUCUUUAAUAAAAGUCAAGUUUUUCACUUAUAUACGAGCUUAUGUAAGUAAACUAACCCCCAAAGGACUCUAAAAGUUGACAUCCCACUAAUUUUCAGUUUAAUUAUCUUAUAAUCUCAUAAUAGGUGUGCUUGACGGCACAUAUCAGGGGAAAUUUUUGCUAGACCGCCAUACUAUUUUUUUGGCAAAGUGUGCACAAAAUGUUGGUACUUCGAAGCGUUCCAUCCAUUAUUUGAUCUGUAGAUGAUUUAGGGGCCGUGGGAGAAUCAGCCGCGUAUUUAUAUUCCAUUUUUAUUCUUUACAAGAAAUUCAAAACUGGGAGAAUUUGUCCAUAAAACUACAUUUCAUUGAGAACAACGAAAACUUUUAAUAUUUUUUAUAAGUAAUUAACCAUGUGUAGUCGGAUAUCGAUCAGACAUUGACCCAAAAUAUUAGAUGACUGCAUGUAUUCUGAUCAUUCCUCAUGUGAAAAUGGCAUUUAUUGAAAAAAUCGGUGCAACAUAUAUUUAACGAAAAGUUUUUCGCGACUUUCUACAAACUUUUUCCCAUCUUUCUGGCAACAUGGCUAUAUCGUGUCGAAAGAACUUAUACUGGUUUGGCAGCGAUGCAAUCAUCGACCCAUUUUCCCACUUCUUUAACUUUGUGGAGUCUGGUGCCAGCCCAAUCCAUGCUACAUCGAUUUGAACACGUGGUAAUCACAAGGCGUUACAACUGGUGAGUACGCUGGGUGCGGCAGAACUUUCCAUUCAAGCUAUACCGGCAUAUCCUUGACAACUUUUGCAACGUGCGUACCAGCGUUGUCACGCAAGAGGAUGACUUUACGUCUGUUAACCGUUAUUGACAUCGGUAGACAUCUGCAGUAACAGUUUCAUUCCAUUUUAGCAGUCCCUAAUACACUACACCUUGCUGACCCUACCAUAUGCACAGUAAACAUUUUAUGGCCAUGAAUAUUUCGCUUCAUGUGAAUGGGUCUCCAGGAGUAAACCAUGACUUUUGGCUCUUGCGAUUGUCGUAGUAAAUUCACUUUUUAUUGCCAGCCACAAUACGUCACAGAAGGCGAUUCUUUUUUAUCUGUCAAUCGAUGAAAUCGCGAUAUUGGAACGGUUUAAAGUGGCAUUUUCAAUCAGUUCGUAUGGGAGCCAUUUUUCUACCUUUUGAAUAUUUCUCAUCCCAAGUGUUUACAAUCCUACAAACAGCUAAUUCAUCAACUGAUAACCUGUUCGAAAGUUUUUUUAAACUUGUCACGGGCAUAGCUCUUUGCGUGGCAGAGCGUUCAUAAAUUUAUACAGGUAGGCUGUGCCGCAUGACAAAACCAAAUUAAAAAAAAAUAAAAAAAAGAUUUUUACAUGAAAUGGGGUAAAAAUAAAAUCAAAAAAAGGUAAAGAUUAAAUCCAACCUUCAAUGAGCUUACGCUGUGUAAGUCCGUUUGUAAGGUCUGUUGUCCGUACGGUGCGCCGUCCGUCGGUCACUUGUUACUCCGUCAGUAACCGUUCCCAGUUCCCCUACAUUCACUCGCGCGUACACCCACUCAUACUCCGCUUCAGCGGUGGAGUAUAUCCUCUUAGUGAAGAAUUUUUAAUUUUAAUUUUUAUUGCUUUGUGUUUUCAAUUACUUAAGCACCGAUCAUGGCUUUGGGAAAUAUACGAAAAUGUUCAAUCAGGAAUUAUUUUAUUUGUACUUUGAUUUACGAUCGGUUGGUGAAUGAUACUGAUGAUGAUAUACUUAUGUUGAUGACACGAACAAGCUCGAUGCCAAUGUCUCCUUCCUUACCCACGGCACUUUGUUAUUAUUCUGUAUUGUUAUUAAAGUUGAACUGACGAUAGGUGUCCACGGAUCUUGGCUGCUGUUGACAGCAAAGGGGUUGUUGUCUUCGUUGAUUAAUGGAUUGUCCGAAAAGUUGUUGUUGUUGAACACGGACUGAUUUUGAUGGAAUAAUCGUAUCACGAAACGGAUCGUAGACUGAUUUAUUCCCAGCCGGUUGUAGUGCAGCAGACUUAAGUACAUUGUUAUUAUUAUUAUAAUUUUUUCUUUUUUUUGUUCAUGAAUGCACGCAUUUGCUCGUAGUUUUAUUUUAAUUAUAUAUAUGUAUAUAUGUAUAUAUAUAUAUUUAUCAUGUAUAUGUUUGAUAGAAUCGAUUCGUUGAUGACUUGUUUUAUCCAAAAAUUAUUGGAAGAGUUUGCAUUGAACAAAAGAGUUACAUAUGGUCUGAACUAAUGAAAUCACCAUAAUACGUCCAAAUUCUGGUAUUUUUACUCGUAUUUAUUUACUUAUUUAUUUUUAUUUUUUUUUUCAAUCUCGUUUACAAUUUUGCACUUUCCCAGCUUUUUAUUAGUUUACCAAGAAAACAAUUCUUUUAUUUUUAUUCCAAUUAACUUAUAUUUAUAUUCUUCGUGAUUAUCCUUUCUUUUGCUUUGCAAUAUGUGAGGUAUUUUUGGUUUUGUCUUAAUUGUAUUAUAAAGUACUCAAUAAACUUAUUUUCUAAAAUUAUUUUUUUUCCUGAA
Molecule: messenger RNA, 4764 nt
Organism: Glossina fuscipes
Lineage: Eukaryota; Metazoa; Arthropoda; Insecta; Diptera; Glossinidae
Gene: Zw
Product: glucose-6-phosphate 1-dehydrogenase
Exons: 4
Coding region: 222-1715 (497 amino acids)
Biological process (GO): pentose-phosphate shunt, oxidative branch; glucose metabolic process
Cellular component (GO): cytosol
Molecular function (GO): NADP binding; glucose-6-phosphate dehydrogenase activity
Source: RefSeq, a predicted model, not a curated record